Molecule: messenger RNA, 2780 nt
Organism: Xyrichtys novacula (pearly razorfish)
Lineage: Eukaryota; Metazoa; Chordata; Actinopteri; Labriformes; Labridae
Source: the annotation of a GenBank genome assembly
GGGAACCAAUCGAUCAAACGUGAUGUCGUCACAUCCGUAUACUAGCGACGUUGCCUUAGCCUAGCAGAAAAGUGGGCAGCUAGCUCAAAAAUAUUGACCCGUUGAGAUUACACAUAUCUGUGUUUUUUGGAGGGCUUACCUUUAAAUGAGCACGAGUAUUAUCAAUUUUCGGCGAAGAAACGUAUAACUUCGUUUUGUGUUGUGCGGGGGCAGCUCUGUGAGUGUCACUCGUGGGCUACUUGCUAAUAAGCGUCGGCUAACUAUCUUCGUUUAUCACCAUGGCCAGCGCUGCAAACACAAACUUAAACGCAGUCAGGGAAACCAUGGACGGUAAACUAAUAUUUUAUUCAUGCUUUAACUCAAAUGAUGAAACUCAAGGUGUAAUUCUUCAAUGCAAUGUAUUGCUCUAUGAAUUGCAUCUUUGUGUUUUCACCAAAAAGUAAGUCUUUGCAAUGAUGAUCGUGUCUCUCUCGUCUUGUAGUGCUGUUGGAGAUCUCCAGGUUAUUGAACACUGGUUUGGAUAUGGAGUCUCUAUCGAUAUGUGUGAGACUGUGUGAACAGGGCAUCAAUCCUGAGGCUCUAUCAGCGGUCAUCAAAGAGUUGCGGAAAGCUACGGAAACUCUCAAGGUACAUUUUCUCUUUUAUACGAUUAGAAAGAUGGUUUUGAUUACUGUGAUCACAUAUACACAGCCUGUACAGUAAACACUUGGGCAAUCAAAUACAGCAGUUCAACCACAAAUCUUUCUUUCAAGAAGCCUUAAAAUUUUCAGUUAUAAUUGUCAUGAUCAGACAGCUGACUGAUGUACUUAAAGGGAUAUUCCAGUGUAAAAUUAAUUUAGGGUCAAACACACAUAACACCGAGGUAGACACCCCUUCGAGAGAUGAAUGUUGUCCACCACUUACUUCUCUGGUUAUACCAACUUUAGAAACGACCGCAGAGUAGCAAUACACAGCGGUCUGAGGAGCCAUAAACAAACCUCAACCAAAACGCCACUCUAUAGUUGCAAAUAAUGCUCAGAACAGCACCUAACUUCAUCAACAAUGCAUAUAGGGUCCCAGCCAAAGUACUAGCCACCAAAUAUCUUUUUAACUUUGCUUAAUUUCUUCAGCAAAGAGACUAAACACAACUCACCCACUCUCCUCCAGCAGCCGCUUGUUUGUAGAGACCUCGGGCCAGUCCAUUACGGACUGCCGCAGGGUGACACAGCCCAAGGAAGAACAUUUAUGAUCCUUUCUUUAUCAUUUCCUUGAAGUAAUUAUCAUCAUAUUAAUCAAUUUGCACUGCCGCUUUGGUAGUUCUUCUGCCUUAGCGUCUCGGUCUGAUUGCAUUUACAUGAAGAAAUGAUCAUAAAUGUUCUUUCUUGAGCUGCAUCACCCCACUGUAAUCCAUGAUCGACUGGCCCGAGGUCUCGCUACAAAUAAACGGCUGCUGGAAGAGAGUUGGUGAGUUGUUUUUAGUCUCCUCGCCAUAGAAAUUAGGCAAAGUUAAAAAGAUGUUUGGUGGCUAGUGCUGUGGCUGGAACCCUAUAUGUACUGUUGAUGAAGUUAGGUGCUGUUCUGAGCAUUAUUUGUGGCUGUAGAGUGGCUUUUUGGUUGAGUGUGUGGCUCUUUGUAUUGCUAUCUGCAGCUGUACUAAAGUUGGUAUAACUAGAGAAGUAAGCGGUCGGGAACGUUCAUCUCUCAAGGGGGUGUCUAACUCGGUGUUAUGGUGUGUUUGACCCUAACUUAAUUUUAUGCCAAAAUAUCCCUUCAACAUUGAUUAUUGAGGUCGUAAAGGUCGUGGUGGUGCACUGUAGUUUGACAUAUUGAAGGUGUGUCUUAUAUUUUGUUUACUUCAUUAACAAACGUGAGAGGGGCAAAAUACAAGGAACAGAUUUUCAUGUAGAGAUUCUCCUGGUCAUGAAGCAGAUACCAAACAAAACCUAAAAUAAAAAUUUACAUUUUGGGGUAAACAUAAGGGUCAAAAUAACUAUACGUAUUGGAAUAUACUGUAAGAAAGUUGAACGAAGGGGGGGUGGCCUGAAAAAUAAAAUCACUUAGGACAACACAGUGAGCGUACAGGUAGCAGAGAGUGCUCUCACUGCUCUUGGAUUAGUUUAUGAAUCAAUCGAAAUAUAAUCAAAACCUUAACAUCAAAAGUCAGCAAUUUAUUAUUGUGACUUUUCACAAAAUAUCUACACAAUUUUAACCGUCACGGUGUCUAUUCAUUUUCUUCUUCAGGCUUCUGAAAACUGCACUAACUGAGGAUGCCGCCUGUUUUAUUUUGUGGGAUCUUACAUGGGAAAAUCCCAGAUCUGUACUUGUCAUGGAUUAUCCAGCUUAUCAGACAUAUCUGUGCAUUUGCUCAGGGUUCACUGAGCCUUUUUGCAGACUAACUUCUCCCGUUCUGUGCUUUGACUUGUUUGUCUGAGUCUUUGUGUUGAGGCUCAGUCCUCUUCCUCAGUACAACUCCUUUUUGGACACUGGGACAUGUUCAGCCAUUCUGUCAAAGAUUAGCCUUGCUUCGUGUGAGUUCAGAAUGGCCAAGCGUGGACAUAACUCCUCAAAUGAACAGCCAACUUCUGUUUGCCUAUUCUCAUCUUACAGAGCAGUUUUCAUGAGGACUUUUUUAAGUGCUAUUUUGUAAAAUCCAUUAUUUAUUGUUGUUGUGUGUAUUUCUUUUUUUCAAAUACAAUGCUUUUGUCAAACAACCCCCAAAGCUGUUCCAUUUUCUAUGUAACCAUCAAUGAUGGACUAAAGCCUAAAUAAAAAUGUUGCAGUGGAUGGCCACUAGGUGGUGU